Messenger RNA from Orcinus orca (killer whale), 2167 nucleotides. It is a transcript of the gene AGMO, whose product is annotated as alkylglycerol monooxygenase. Gene Ontology annotation, biological process: lipid biosynthetic process. Gene Ontology annotation, cellular component: endoplasmic reticulum. The transcript is spliced from 13 exons. Gene Ontology annotation, molecular function: oxidoreductase activity; iron ion binding. Bases 164 to 1501 code for a protein of 445 amino acids. NCBI's taxonomy places the organism in Eukaryota, Metazoa, Chordata, Mammalia, Artiodactyla, Delphinidae. The record is from RefSeq and is a predicted model, not a curated record.
CACACAGAAUCUGCUGUUGGCUGUGCUCUGUGGCGCUUUGUUUUUAGCUGUUCUCUGACAAAGGGCUUGAUCUGUGCAGCACAUCUCGUCUUCUUUGUUCAGCCUCUGGCUUCAACCACAGAAUCACAAAUACUCUCCAGCUGGGAGUCAGACAAGGGCAGAGAUGAAGAACCCAGAAGCCCAACAGGAUGUUUCGGUUUCCCAGGGAAUUCGCAUGAUGUUUUACGUGAUGAAACCCAAUGAAACGUCAUUUGAAACCCUGGAAGAGGUGCCUGAUUAUGUUCAAAAGGCAACUCCAUAUUUCAUUUCCUUGAUGCUGCUUGAACUGGUUGUCAGCUGGAUUCGCAAAGGGAAGCCAUCAGGUCCUUUGGACGAUGCCUUAACAUCCAUAUCAGCCGGUGUUCUGUCUCGGCUUCCGAGUUGGUUUUCCAGGAGCAUUGAACUGACCAGUUACAUUUAUAUCUGGGAGAACUACAGGCUUAUCAGUUUGCCUUGGGAUUCUCCAUGGACUUGGUAUUUAACUUUCUUGGGAGUUGACUUUGGUUACUACUGGUUUCAUCGUAUGGCUCAUGAGGUUAAUUUUAUGUGGGCUGCACACCAAACACACCACAGUUCAGAAGACUAUAACUUAUCCACAGCGCUGAGACAAUCUGUCUUCCAACUGUACACUUCCUGGAUAUUCUACUCUCCACUGGCCCUCUUCAUACCACCUUCAGUCUAUGCUGUUCAUCUUCAGUUCAAUCUCCUCUACCAGUUUUGGAUCCACACAAAGGUCAUCGAUAACCUUGGUCCUUUGGAACUGAUUCUUAAUACUCCUAGCCAUCAUAGGGUUCAUCAUGGCAGAAAUCGUUAUUGCAUAGACAAAAAUUUUGCCGGAACUCUUAUUAUAUGGGAUAGAAUUUUUGGAACAUUUGAGGCAGAAAAGGAAAAAGUUGUAUAUGGUCUAACACAUCCCAUUAAUUCAUUUGAACCUUUCAAGGUGCAGUUCCACCAUUUACUUACCAUAUGGACUACAUUCUGGGCCACACCUGGAUUCUUCAGUAAGUUUUCUGUCAUAUUUAAAGGACCAGGAUGGGGUCCAGGUAAACCAAGACUUGGACUGAUUGAAGAAAUUCCAGAGGUCAAGGGGGAAGAAGUUCCCUUCUCAUCAGCAGCAUCUCGGCUAUUAAAGACAUAUGCAGUUGUACAGUUUGCUCUGAUACUAACAUUUUAUGAAGAGACCUAUACAGAUAAAGCUGUACUAUCACAGGUCACUCUCCUUCUGAGGGCUUGCUUCAUUAUCCUGACUUUGACCUCCAUUGGAUUUCUUCUGGAUCAAAAACCUAAGGCAGCUGUUCUGGAAACUUUCCGUUGCUUGGUGUUCCUAAUGCUGUGUAGAUUGGGUCAUCUGAAGUCUUUCAUCCCUUCUCUGUCAUUUGCUUUUGAGGUUUUUUUUUCCAUCUGCUUUGCUUUCUGGGGAGUAAGAAGCAUGAAACAACUUGUCUCAGACCCUGGGAAAUGACUAAACGUUUGUACACAACUCUCUUGUUUUAAUCAUUUGUCCACAACAAUAAUAUAUUACUACUGCCUAUGGAAGUAUAAUUUUAUAUAAUGAUUAUAUGAACUAUUUCUCUAAUGUGAGGUAAAUACAUUUAUCUACUCUUGCUUCCUUUCCACAUUUAUUAUUCUCUAUUAAAAUUAAAGUCAGCUGCAGUUACUUUAUUGCUAGGGUUGAAAGAAGAUGAUUUCAAAUAGAAUGAUGUUACAUCCACUGGUAACAUCUAAGCCAAUGAGUAUGAGAAUAAGGGAUAACUUCAAAACAGUAAAAGGAAUUAAGAUUUUAUUAGCAUUGUUUAGACAACUUUUCAUUUGCUGUCUGCUAAAAUUGUGCUUGGAUACAUAUUUGUUGUCAUAAAAAUGUAUUACAUGAGUUGUCUGCCUAAGGCUAGGUUUACCUUUGAAAGCCAUAUAACCUAAGGAGUAACAUUACAGAAAAUGACAUCACUGAAAUGAAAAUCACCAGAAUUCGUCAGAAUUCAUUUAUUCCGUAGAUUAAUUUGUGAUACAUAUGUCUAAUACGUUUGGUCAGUUUGUUUUGGCAAAUUGAGGAGUGUGCAGUAUUUCUGUGCUAUUUUAAAUUGUCACAAUCAUGUUAAAAGACUCUCUAAAUAAAAUUGCUCAAGCAUUG